CUCCCCUUUUUUUCUCAACAAAUUCUUCUUCUUCUUUAACCUUUUUCUCCAAACUUUCUCCCGAAUUUCCCCGCCGCACGUGUUCCAACCACCCCAGUCGUCGAUCGGUCCUCAGAGAAAUGGUGAAACCCAGCAACAAUCUGCUCGGGAUCCUCAACGUGAUCUCCCUCCUGAUCUCGAUCCCGAUCAUCGCCGGCGGCGUCUGGCUCUCCAGGCAGUCCAACACCGACUGCGAGCGCUACUUCGAGAAGCCGGUGAUAGCCGUCGGAGUCAUCCUCCUGCUCUUCUCACUCGCCGGCGUCAUCGGCGCGUGCUGCCGAGUCUCCUGGCUUCUCUGGAUCUACCUCGCCGGUGUCUUCGUCCUCAUCGUCGUCCUCUUCGGAUUCACCAUCUUCGCCUUCGUGGUCACCAACAAGGGCGCCGGCGAGGCGAUUUCCGGCAGAGGAUAUAAGGAGUACAGGUUCGGAGAUUACUCCCACUGGCUGCAGAAGAAGGUCGAUCACAACUGGGGAAGGAUCCGUAGCUGUCUCGAGGACAGUAAGAUCUGUCAGAAACUGAUCGAUGAUGCCAAUAAUAAUAAUAAUAAGAUUGUUGCUGAUAUCUUCUACAAACAACACCUCUCUGCUCUUCAGGUCUGUUUCUUUUAUGCCCCUUUGAGAAUUGAGAUGUGAUCUGUGAGUAUUCAAACUUUGAAGAACGAAUCUGUUUAUCCUCAUCUAAUUUUGUCAAAAAAUGUGAUGUUUAUUUAUACCUUCUGCAUUCAAGCUAGAACACUUAAACAUUGUUAUUUCCUCUAUUACAAAUUAUUUGUAACAUUUGGUUUGAACUCGUGACUUCUUGGUUAAUAAACUAUAGUUACCGUG
Molecule: messenger RNA, 863 nt
Organism: Cuscuta campestris
Lineage: Eukaryota; Viridiplantae; Streptophyta; Magnoliopsida; Solanales; Convolvulaceae
Source: the annotation of a GenBank genome assembly